Messenger RNA from Paraglomus occultum, 390 nucleotides. The record is from the annotation of a GenBank genome assembly. NCBI's taxonomy places the organism in Eukaryota, Fungi, Glomeromycota, Glomeromycetes, Paraglomerales, Paraglomeraceae.
GCCCUCCCACGUCAAAGGCCCCCGGGUCCCACCGGCGCUGAUGAUGAUAGAGAUGCGGGGUCGGGGAGCCCUGUUGCUGUUGCUGAUAGAGAUGGGGGUCGGGGAACCUUGUUGCUGUUGAUAGAGACGUGGGGUCGGGGAACCCUGUUGCUGUUGCUGCUGGAACCAUCGACUCCCCCCUCACAAUCAUUAUCAACAACAUCCCCAACUAUCACGGAGUCGCCAAUCGAGGUCGGAAGCCGCGUGAGUCGGUUCCGUAGUCCCGACGCCAUAUCCAUCCGAGUACGAUCUGUGCAAGUUGGAAGACGAAGACGACGUAAAAUAUAUUUAAGGGGAAGUUGGUCCGAGUUGAAGUCGGUACAAAAACGCGCGGUGGGAUGCCCCGCUUGA